GAGGCGGCACCAGGAAGCGCCCGCCCCGGCCAGAGCCGCCAUGUAACCGGCGCCGCCCGCCCUGAGCCCCAGCUGCCUGGGCCCCAGCGACCCACCCGCCAUGGGGGACGAAGAUGAGGAGGAGGGCUGCGCGGUGGAGCUUCGGAUCACAGAAGCCAAUCUGACGGGGCAUGAGGAGAAGGUGAGCGUGGAGAACUUCGAGCUGCUCAAGGUGCUGGGCACGGGAGCCUACGGGAAGGUGUUCCUGGUGCGGAAGGCAGGUGGGCACGAUGCAGGGAAGCUAUAUGCCAUGAAGGUGCUGCGCAAGGCGGCGCUGGUACAGCGCGCCAAGACACAGGAGCACACGCGCACAGAGCGCUCGGUGCUAGAGCUGGUGCGCCAGGCGCCCUUCCUGGUCACGCUGCACUACGCCUUCCAGACGGAUGCCAAGCUGCACCUCAUCCUGGACUAUGUAAGUGGUGGCGAGAUGUUCACCCACCUUUACCAGCGCCAGUACUUCAAAGAGGCUGAGGUGCGUGUGUACGGCGGUGAGAUCGUGCUGGCUCUGGAACACCUGCACAAGCUGGGCAUCAUCUACCGAGACCUGAAGCUGGAGAAUGUGCUCCUGGACUCGGAGGGCCACAUUGUCCUCACAGACUUUGGGCUGAGCAAGGAGUUCCUGACAGAGGAGAAAGAGCGGACCUUCUCCUUCUGUGGCACCAUCGAGUACAUGGCCCCUGAGAUUAUCCGCAGCAAGGCAGGGCACGGCAAGGCUGUAGACUGGUGGAGCCUGGGCAUCCUGCUCUUCGAGCUGCUGACAGGCGCCUCACCCUUCACACUAGAGGGCGAGAGGAACACACAGGCUGAGGUGUCUCGACGGAUCCUGAAGUGCUCCCCUCCCUUCCCUUCCCGGAUCGGGCCCGUGGCACAGGACCUGCUUCGACGGCUGCUGUGCAAGGACCCAAAGAAGCGGCUGGGUGCGGGUCCCCAGGGUGCACAGGAUGUUAAGAACCACCCUUUCUUCCAGGGCCUGGAUUGGGCUGCUCUGGCUGCCAGGAAGAUUACAGCCCCAUUCCGGCCCCAGAUUCGCUCAGAGCUGGAUGUGGGCAACUUUGCAGAGGAAUUUACCCGACUGGAGCCUUUGUACUCACCCCCUGGCAGCCCCCCACCUGGAGACCCUCGAAUCUUUCAGGGAUACUCCUUCGUGGCCCCCUCUAUCCUGUUUGACCACAACAAUGCGGUGAUGACCGAUGUGCUGGAAGUGCCUGGUGCUGGAGACCGGCCAGGCCGGGCAGCAGUGGCAAGGAGCGCCAUGAUGCAGGACUCGCCCUUCUUCCAGCAGUAUGAGCUGGACCUUCGGGAACCUGCACUGGGCCAAGGCAGCUUCUCUGUGUGUCGCCGCUGCCGCCAGCGCCAAAGUGGCCAGGAAUUUGCAGUCAAGAUCCUCAGCCGCAGGCUGGAGGCAAACACACAGCGUGAAGUGGCUGCCCUGCGGCUGUGCCAGACACACCCCAAUGUGGUGAACCUGCAUGAAGUGCAUCAUGACCAGCUGCACACCUACCUGGUCCUGGAGCUGCUGCGAGGCGGGGAGCUGCUGGAGCACAUCCGAAAGAAGCGGCACUUCAGCGAGUCCGAGGCCAGCCAGAUUCUGCGCAGCCUGGUGUCAGCCGUGAGCUUCAUGCACGAGGAGGCCGGUGUGGUGCACCGUGACCUCAAGCCUGAGAACAUCUUGUAUGCCGACGACACGCCGGGGGCUCCAGUCAAGAUCAUUGACUUUGGAUUUGCGCGGCUGCGGCCGCAGAGCCCUGGGGGGCCCAUGCAGACGCCCUGCUUCACACUGCAGUAUGCGGCCCCCGAGCUGUUGGCUCAGGGUGGCUAUGACGAGUCCUGCGACCUCUGGAGCCUGGGUGUCAUUCUGGUAUGGCCGAUCCCAGGGGAACCCCGGAAGGUCCCCGAUGCGCAGCAGCCCUGGUACAUGAUGCUGUCGGGACAGGUACCCUUCCAAGGGACCUCAGGCCAGGGCGGGCAGAGCCAGGCAGCCGAGAUCAUGUGCAAGAUCCGAGAGGGCUGCUUCUCCCUCUCUGGAGAAGCCUGGCAGGGUGUGUCGGAGGAGGCCAAGGAGCUUGUGCGAGGGCUCCUGACUGUGGACCCCGCCAAGCGGCUGAAGCUCGAGGGGCUGCGGGGCAGCUCCUGGCUGCAGGACGGCAGCGCGCGCUCCUCGCCCCCGCUGCGCACGCCGGACGUGCUCGAGUCCUCAGGCCCCGCGGUGCGCUCAGGGCUCAACGCCACCUUCCUGGCGUUCAACCGCGGCAAGCGAGAGGGCUUCUUCUUGAAGAGCGUGGAGAACGCACCGCUGGCCAAGCGCCGCAAGCAGAAGCUGCGCAGCGCCGCCGCCGCCCGCCGAGGCUCCCCUGCGCCCGCCGCCACCAAGGGGGCCCCCCGCCGAGCCAACGGCCCCCUGGCCCCCUCCUAGCCCUUGCCACGGUGGCCUGCCUGGGUCCCCAGGAGUUGCCUUCCCUCCUCCCCAUCCACUCCCCGACAGAGCAGAAGUAUUUUUAUAAGCAGAGCAAUUUUUUAUGUCUUAUCAGGUAGUUAGGGCUGCAGGGAAGGAGGGGCCUACGGGAGAGUGGGUGUGGGGGCCUCUCGGGAGACACCUCUCGCCCAGACAGGGGGCCCCUCCCAAGGAGCUGCGCCAUUGGAAGGGCUUCUUCCUACUCCAAGCACUGAGUUGCCACGGGGAGAAACUGGGACCCCUCCCCUGUUCUCCUCUGAGGCCUUGCUCCUUGGAAGGAGGUCCCCGUAAGCUGUCACUUUAUGGACUGUUUGUGCAAUUAAGUCCACCACAGCCUGUGUGGGGGUUGAGCUAGAGACCCUGGGGGCCCUUAGAGCGUUUCUGGCUCACUUUGUCACCUGCUUCUCCCCUGUUGGGGCUAGGGAGGGAGGUACGCAGCCCCUAAAAGGGGAGGCCCCCUUGUCUCCCACCACUCCCCUUUGGCACAGCUGCUCCUGACUAGGGGUGGGGCCUUGAGGGGCUGGGCUGGGCACCCACCAGUCACUGCCCCAGCCCAUCCAGGCUGUGCCUUUGACUUUGAAAUAAAGUCUACCCAGUGCUGUGUG
Molecule: messenger RNA, 3096 nt
Organism: Heterocephalus glaber (naked mole-rat)
Lineage: Eukaryota; Metazoa; Chordata; Mammalia; Rodentia; Bathyergidae
Gene: Rps6ka4
Product: ribosomal protein S6 kinase A4
Biological process (GO): intracellular signal transduction; protein phosphorylation
Molecular function (GO): protein serine/threonine kinase activity; ATP binding; magnesium ion binding
Source: RefSeq, a predicted model, not a curated record